UUGCAUGCGAAAAGAACAUGAAUUCAUGUGCACCGUAAAUUGCAUAGUAAAUUCGCCUCUGCUAGUAUAUAAAUAAGCCUUCUCAUGCUGCUAUGAAAUCGCACUGAGUCAUUCCUUGUCUCCAAGCCCCUUUCAGAAAACACUAGCACUUUUUUCCUAUUAUGGCAAGCAACAUGAAUACUAACCCAGUAACCCAUCAUGAAAUGGUUCCCAACAACAUGAAUACUAAGGUCAAUAAUCCAGUUAUGAGUCAUGAUAACAUUGAGCAUCACAUCAACCCUCUGAAUACCAGGAUCAUCAAUCCAGUAGUACCAAAACCGCUUGCAGCCAGUCAUCGAAGGGGUGGUGAUCAUCAUCAGGUGUUCUUAAAAUCAGAUGAUAAUGCAAUGAUAAAGCACAUUGAGGACACUCAUUCUCCAGAUGGCCGUGACCUUAAUGUCAAACCUCUUCUUCAUAUUAUUGAGGAUAUCAUGCUUCGUGCUGCUCCUGCCUUUCCUGCCCAUCUUCAUGGAGGUCAAGCUCAAGCACACGCACAUCUAGAAGGAUUGGAACAUAAAGUCCCCCACGCUGGUCUUACUGAAGUACUUGGCUAUUUGGCAUAUCCUAUUCAUGCUAUCUCAACUGAGUUGAUAUCCAAAUGUUCCAAUAAAGAAGAUGUACACACAACAACAAUGGCAUUGCUUCAUUCACUGGCAAAUUACUCAUGGGAUGUAAAGGUGGUAAUAACCUUUGCAGCCUUCGCCAAGCAAUAUGGUGAAUUCGGGCUACUUAUUCAUCAAUGCACAACAGAUCCACUAGCCAAAUCAGUGUCAAUUCUGAAAGAACUUCCAGAAAUUAUGGAGCGGACCGAUGUUCUUAAGCCAAAGUUUGAUGCAAUAACCGAUCUGAUUAACAAUAUGUUGGAUGUCACGAAAUGCAUUAUUGAAUUCAAGGACAUUCGAUUGACGUCUAAGUAUGCUGAAGAACUGGACAUGGUGAUUAAUAAAGCCCAUAUCUCCACUGCUGCUUACUGGACUAUGAGGAGCGCUGUCAUGUGUGCUGCACUGCUUUUGAAUCUUAUUGCCACUGGCCACGAGUAUAUCUCCUCUACAUCCGAGGCUUGGGAGAUAUCUAGUUUGGCCCACAAGCUUGCUAAUAUAAUGGACCACUUGAGAAAGGUUCUUGACCUUUGUUACCAAAAAAUUGAGGAAAAGAGGCAACAAGAUGCAUUUGAAGCAUUAGUUCGACUUCUCAAGACACCCCACAUCGAUAACAUGAAGACAUUUUCAGCCUUGAUUUAUUCUAAGGAUGACCAGCUGCCUCUGUUUCAUGGAACUCAGAAGAGAAGGGUAGGACUCGAUGUCCUAAGAAGGAAACAUGUGCUACUUCUGCUGUCGGACCUUGAUAUCGCCACACAGGAGUUCUUUAUACUUCAUCAUAUGUAUGAGGAGUCUAAAGCACAACCAAAUAGGACUGAGAGCCAGUAUGAGGUUGUUUGGUUGCCAGUUUUUGACAAAAACUUAAGCCCAUGGACUGAAGCUAAGCAAAUAAAAUUUGAAGAAGUCCAAUCUUCCAUGCCAUGGUACUCAGUAGCUCACCCUUCUAUGAUUGAUCCUGCAGUCAUCAGGUACAUCAAAGAGAUAUGGGGGUUUAACAAAAAACCUCAGCUUGUUGUUUUGGAUCCUCAAGGGAAAGAAACAAACAACAAUGCUUACCAUAUGUUGUGGAUUUGGGGAAAUUUGUCUUUUCCCUUCACCAAAUCCAGGGAAGAAGCACUCUGGAGGGAACAGACCUGGAACAUUGAAUUACUAGCAGACUCCAUUGAUCAAAACAUAUUCACUUGGAUUGGGGAAGGGAAAUAUAUAUGUUUAUAUGGAGGAGAAGACAUGGAAUGGAUCCGAUCAUUUACGACCAUGGCAAGAGCAGUGGCAAAUGCAGCUCGUAUUCCACUAGAAAUGUUGUACAUCGGAAAAAGAAACCCAAAAGAAAGAAUCCGAAGAAACAAUGCUGUGAUCCAUGCUGAAAAUUUAAGCCAUGUGGUGCCUGAUCAGACUCUAAUAUGGUUCUUCUGGGAAAGGCUAGAGAGCAUGUGGCGCUCUAGAACGCAACAAGACAUUGGAGAAACCGAUCCAAUUCUUCAAGAGAUCGUCUCAAUCCUGAGCUUCGAUGGUAGUAAUCAGGGAUGGGCUGUGUUUAGUCGUGGAUUGGCUGAGAUGACUAGGGGAAAAGGUGACCUGGUGGUGCAGGUGUUGAGAGACUUUGAACACUGGAAACAUGAAGUUACCGAUGGGACUGUCUUUGUUCCAGCACUGGAUCGCCAACUUCGUGCUCUUCAUAGUCCUCAUCACUGCACCCGCCUGGUGUUGCCGGGGAUUAGUGGCCAUAUCCCUGAGAGAGUUGUUUGUGCUGAAUGUGGCCGUCACAUGGAGAAGUUCAUCAUGUACACCUGCUGCAAUGAGUAAGAAUCACAUCCUAGAGGAUCACAUUCUGGAGUAAAAUUCUGUACCAGAGCCUUUGAGAAUCUUUGAUUAAGUUACCACCAACCAAGAAUAAGAUGCAAUGUACUUUUGGGACAUUGUUGUUGUUGGAUUUUCUUUGUUUGUUUUUUCCUUUUUUUUUUUUUUAAAUGAUUUCUGAAUGUGUGAUGCAAUGUAUUACAUGUUAUUACAAAUAAAUUAGUUUCAUUCUCAAUGUGAA
Lycium ferocissimum is the source of this 2676-nucleotide messenger RNA. Its product is annotated as protein SIEVE ELEMENT OCCLUSION B-like. NCBI's taxonomy places the organism in Eukaryota, Viridiplantae, Streptophyta, Magnoliopsida, Solanales, Solanaceae. The transcript has 7 exons. The record is from RefSeq and is a predicted model, not a curated record. Bases 162 to 2441 code for a protein of 759 amino acids. Gene Ontology annotation, biological process: phloem development.